Messenger RNA from Phlebotomus papatasi, 5145 nucleotides. RefSeq lists its product as uncharacterized. The record is from RefSeq and is a predicted model, not a curated record. The coding region runs from base 1 to 5145 and encodes 1714 amino acids. NCBI's taxonomy places the organism in Eukaryota, Metazoa, Arthropoda, Insecta, Diptera, Psychodidae. The transcript has a single exon. Gene Ontology annotation, biological process: DNA integration; proteolysis. Gene Ontology annotation, molecular function: aspartic-type endopeptidase activity; nucleic acid binding.
AUGCUCACCCAUGUUCCAUCGGGUUCCAGAGGAUCUCCAAGACCCAAUCAGGAUGAAUUCCUUUCAUUCAUGAAGGAAUUCAUGACACGAAGCCAGCAGACAUUGGAGCAGAGUCAACAGCAAGUGAAUCAGCUCAUCACUACACUCACAACUCACGCAAGUACCCUCAAUAAUAGUAACAAUUUGAGUAGAAAUGGAGAUGUAGUUUUGCAUGACUCUGCCCAACCCACAAAACUCCCCCAAAUUGCAAUGCCCACCUUCAGUGGAAAGUAUAGUGAGUGGAUUCCCUUUAAGGAGAGGUUCCAAUCCAGCGUCAUGAAACACCCUCACCUGUCAAAAGUCCAACAACUUGACUACCUCAAAUCUGCCUUAUCUGGUGAGGCAUUGUCCGUCAUAAAAAACCUUCCCAUUACUAAUGCAAACCUGGACGUGGCAUGGGAACUGUUGAUAGAACAGUUCGAGUUAAAGCAUGAAAUUGUCGCUGAUCAUAUUAGGACUUUCUAUAAUAUGCCAAGUAUCACCUCCAAUGACCCACAAUCCAUCCGUCGUAUAUCCAGUAUUUUAUCUGAAUCCAUAUCAGCCCUAGAUGCCAUUGAGGUCACAAAUCGCGAUCCGUGGCUAAUUCAGUAUACAUUAGACAAGUUGGAUUCAGAAUCGAGGGUUUUAUGGGGUCGGGAGUGCGGCAGCGAAAUUCCAACAAUGGAAAGGUUCCGAAAAUUCCUUAAUCAGCGAUGUAGAGAUGCCACAAACGCCACCAAUAUUUCCAAUAAAACCACUACCAAUAAUUCCCGCUCACAACCUACCAAACCAAAGAAGCAGGUAUCAGCCUUUCAUGCUUCUGCAGCAGCAUCAAAUUGCCGAUGUUGCAACGAGUCACCUCAUCCACUGUACAAAUGUGCACAGUUUAUUUCCAAAACACCUGAUGAGAGAUUCGAAGUAGUAAAGAAACUUAAUUUGUGUCGCAAUUGCCUGUCCCCACAUCCUACAAACACUUGUUCUUUCUAUAAGUGCAAGAAAUGCCAGGGGCGGCACAAUAUCCUGCUUCAUGAUAAAUUUGUGGGCCAGCCUCCAGCCGAUUCGCCGGCGUCCGAAAAACCGCCCACAAAUCCUAUUCCUGAUACCACACCCAAGCUCCAUUCUGAGUCAUCCGACCCUCCAAAAUCAAAGUUUGCCGUCACUCUUCCGGCUUCUACGGAUCCCUCUAAAAGCACCUCAACAGCUCCGAAAGUGCUCCUCGCUACCGCCACAGUUGACAUUCUUACGUCGGAUCACCAUAGAAUCCCAUGUCGAUUGAUGUUGGAUAGUGGUGCACAAGUGUGCAUUAUGACGACAAAUUUGUAUCAGAGGCUCAGACUUCCGAGAACCCCAUCGGACAUUACAAUCUUGGGUGUAGGUAGUCAAGUGAACCCAGUAAAACACAAGGUUACGGCAACCAUUUUCUCUAAAAGGAAUGAUCAGUCCUAUAGUUUCGAGUGUUACAUUCUCCCAAAAAUCUCAGGCAACAUUCCUAACUGGCCAAUUGAUGAACGUGCUAUUCAGAUUCCCUCAAAUGUUCCAUUGGCUGACCCAUUGUGGAAUGUUCAACGUCCUGUAGAUCUUCUAGUUUGUGGGGAUGCGUACUGGAGUAGUCUGUUGGCUGAUACCAUCAGUCUCGGAAGUGGUCUACCACACCUCCGGGAAACCACAUUCGGAUAUGUAGUUGUGGGUGAAUUAAAUCCGCCUCCUCCAGCACGCUAUGUUUGCCAUAAUGACGUCAUUUCCAUGAAUUCUAACCUGGAUGAGAUCUUACGAAAAUUCUGGGAAGUCGAAGAUUUGCCAGAUGAGCCUUCGGUCACAGAUCUCCAACUGGAAGCAGAGGCACACUUCGUAAAAACUCACACACGAGGUCCAGAUGGUCGAUUUGUGGUGAGACUCCCAUUUCGAGAGAGUCCUGAAUUAUUGGGAGAUUCUCGGCCACAAGCAUUCAGACAAUUUUUGGCACUCGAAAGACAAUUUGAUCGCAAACCCCAAUUCAAGGCGCUCUAUGUAGAUGUUAUGAGGGAUUACAUGAAUCGGAAAUGGUUGGAACUGGUUCCCCCUCAGGAUCUUGAAGCACCUUCAUUUUAUAUGCCACACCACGGGGUUAUGAAGGAGUCAAGUUUGACCACCAAGUUGAGGGUAGUUUAUAAUGCUAGCGCAAAGAGUUCAUCGGGUUAUAGUUUAAACGACCUGUUGUUGAUAGGCCCCACAAUACAACCCGAACUCUCGGUCAUCUUGCUUCAAUUCCGUCUCCGUCCUUUUGCAAUGACUGCGGAUAUUUCAAAAAUGUAUCUUCAACUGAUCCUGGAUCCUGAAGAUGCGAAUUUCCAGAGGUUAGUGUGGAGAGAAUCACGUGACCAACCCAUUCGUGAUUAUCGAAUUCCCAGAGUCUGUUUUGGAGUCGCCAGUUCCCCAUUUCUCGCUACCCGAGCACUCAUGCAAUUGGCUGAUGACCAUGAGGGAGAGUUUCCUUUGGCCAGUUCAGUUCUCCGCUCAAGUUUUUAUGUGGACGAUUGCAUUUUUUCUGCUUCUUCUGUUGAGGAAGCUAGGGAGACACAGAAGCAAUUAGUGGAAGUUCUUCUCCGUGGAGGCUUCCUCCUCACAAAAUGGGUAGGCAACUAUCCAGAACUGUGUCCGCAAUCUACUUCACAAUCUUCUCCUGAGACUGUGACCAUUGACUGUCCCACAACGAGUGCACUCGGAAUAACUUGGGACUCCCUAGCAGACGAGUUCAAAUUUCAAUCUCCAGUGGAAGUGUCUGAAGAUAUUAAAACCAAGAGAAACAUGGCGUCUGCCAUUGCAAAAUUGUUUGAUCCAAUUGGGUUGCUGGGACCUGUGAUCGUGGAAGCUAAAAUCAUGCUACAGGAUUUACACAGAAUGAAGUCGGGUUGGGACAAACCAGUACCUUUAGAGGUCCGGGAAAAAUGGAAGGCGUUUAUUAUUGGUCUCCAAGGAAUUAGGAAUAUUGCUAUUCCCCGUUGGAUUUCCAUUUUUCCUAAACCACUCCGCCUCGAACUUCAUGCCUUCUGCGAUGCGAGCAUCCGUGCAUAUGGAGUUGCAGUUUACGCUGUCACUCAAUGUGAAAACGAGUUCCACUCAUGUCUCCUUUUGUCAAAAUCCAGAGUAGCUCCUUUAAAGGAACUGACAGUCCCAAGAUUGGAGCUCUGUGGAGCUUUGUUAGCCACUGAAACGAUCGCUAAGUUCAGGGACGCUAUAAAACCUGAUGCUAUUCAAUUUUGGAGUGACUCAACAAUCGUACUCCAUUGGAUCAACAGCCCACCAGAUUCAUACAAACAAUUUAUUGCCAAUCGAAUAAAACGAAUUCGUGCAUUAUCUUCUCCGGAACAAUGGCGUCAUGUGGUGACCGGAGAGAAUCCGGCUGAUAUUGUCUCUCGGGGUCUAAGUCCAUCCCAACUCGAAAAGAGUGACUUGUGGUGGAGAGGUCCUGACUGGCUGCAGGAAGGAGAAUCAUGUUGGCCUGCACCAUUUCAUACAGCGGAAGUUGUUCCGGAAGAGGCAAGAUGUUAUCUAAUAACGUCAGUUCUCGAAAAUCAACUACUUGAUUCCUUGUUAGAGAAAUUCUCGUCCCUUGCUAAGAUCCAACGCAUUGUUGCCUAUUCAUUGCGAUUUGCCUAUAUUCGUGAUAAUCCAACUCCGAAGUCAGGACUAUCUGUGAACGCGGAAGAGAUGGAAAGAGCUUUAUUCUGUCUUGUCAAGUUGGACCAACAAAAGCAUCUCUCCGAAGUUUAUUCACGGUUAGCUGAUGGUAGGCCACUCUAUCCAGACUUCAAAUCAUUGACUGGUCUUGCAUUGUUCAUGGAUAGGAAUGGAUUGUUCAGAGUGGGCGGAAGAUUGAGAAAAGCUAAUGAGCCGUUCGUAACCCGGCAUCCAGUCCUACUCCCAAAAUCCAAACUUACCCUCAUAAUAGCACGCAAUGAACACAUUAAAGAGAUGCAUGCAGCCCCUACCCUACUACUUGCCUCCCUGCGACAAAUAUUCUGGCCAGUGGCAGGACGAAAUUUAGUGAGAAAAGUAGUGCAUGAGUGCUUCAAAUGUUACCGCAUGAAACCUAAACCGCUAGAUCAGUUGAUGGGAGAUUUACCGGAACAUAGGGUUAAUCUUUUUCGACCAUUUCAGGCCACCGGUGUUGAUUACGCGGGGCCACUUCAAAUGCUUUCGUCUGCAACCCGGGGAGCUCACUCACGAAAGACGGGCACUCAGAAGGUUUAUAUAGCAGUUUUUGUCUGUAUGGCGACCAAGGCUGCUCAUUUGGAAUUGGUCACCUCUUUAUCAACAGAGGCCUUCUUGGCUGCCUUGAGGCGGUUCUCGGCAAGACGUACUACCCCCAGACAUAUCUACUCAGAUGGUGGAAAGAACUUUGCGGGAGCCGCAAAUGAGCUGAGACGACUCUUAGCACAGGAGUGCUCUCAACAAGAACUAACCGAUGGCACGCAAGGUGAAGGCAUAGUCUGGCACUUCAACCCGCCAGCUUCCCCACACCAUGGCGGAUUAUGGGAAGCGUGUGUCAAAAGCACCAAAUACCAUCUUGUGCGUGCCACAGGCUCGUCCCCACUGUCGUAUGAAGAGCUCCAAACAGUUUUAUGUCAAAUUGAGGCAAUCCUCAAUAGUCGCCCUCUAUGCAUGAUGUCUCCUGAUCCCAACGAAGAGAGUUUUCUGACACCCGGACAUUUUUUAGUUGGUGUCCCUGGGAAUGCACCCCCCAAUCCAGAUCUGUCAGAGAUUCCUGAAAACCGCCAAACUUACUGGCAACUAUGUCAGCUGCGGGCUCAGGAAUUUGGAAGAAGGUGGCGUCUUCAAUACCUCAACACACUGCAGCAGAGACCUCGCUGGAAAAUCACCAGAGAAAACCUCAAAGCUGAAGAACUGGUCCUCCUACUAGAUGAAUCUAGCAAGGAAGGAUCCAAGUGGGUGUUGGGGAAAGUGGAGUCCCUGAACCCUGGGACUGAUGGAUUAGUUCGGGUAGCCCGUAUUAAAACCAAUCGGGGCAUAUACAAACGCCCUAUCACCAAAAUUGCAAGGCUUCCGCAAACAGACGAAGGAUUCCUUGGACGUGCUACAUCAUCAUCAGAUGCAUCAGUCCAACCCGGGGAGGAUGUUGGAAAUUAA